CAUAUGUGCACACACACACACACAGGCGUGUAAAAGAGGAGAAAGAAGGAACAGGCCCGGUGUUUCACGUCCAUCCUCAAGCAGGCGUUCAGAGUUAUGAGCAGCAGCACUAUCACAACCAGCGCUUGCCUCCGUUGUUAUAAAGAGCUGCCCGUGUGGAUAGUGGAGGACCAUCACGAUGUGGUGCCAUACAUCUAUCGAGCAAUUGGUUCAAAGCAUUUGCCAAGUGAAAACAUUGCCCUGGUUCACUUAGAUUCUCACCCAGAUCUCCUCGUCCCACUUGACAUGCUAGCUGACAGCGUGUUUGAUAAAGAGUUGCUCUUUGGAGGCCUGAGUAUUGAGAAUUGGAUCAUGCCUGUAGUUUAUGCCGGCCAUUUCUCGCAUGUGUUUUGGCUUCAUCCAUCUUGGGCUGAACAGAUCACUGAUGGGAAACACAGCUUCAUUGUCGGUAGAGAUUCCUCAACUAAAACAAUCAGGGUUACAAGUACAGAGAGCUACUUCCUGAGUGAUGGUCUCUAUGUCUCGGAGGAGUUGCUGGAGAACAAGAAGGCAUUGAGUCUGCAGGUCAUCAAAGUAGAAGCAAGAGAACCAGACAGAUGUGCCUGUCUGGGAGAAACUGGAGAAUCCAUUGCCAAAAGAACAAAGCGGGAUCAAGCAACUUUUAAAGACUUGUGUGAUGCAAACUGUGGCACAAGCUCCAAAGUGAAUGGUCAGAAGGGUGAAUACAAACUUGGCAAUCACUGUGUGGAGAUGGGGCCAGCUGCCGCCAGGGAGGGUGCCAUUUCGCAAACUGACCAGCUCUGCAAUGCAACACCGACAUCUGUGACUGAACAGCAGCAGCAGCAGGAUGAAAUCGUGAAGGAUCUGCUUCAUGUAUUGGAAAAACAGAAUGCCUAUAUCCUAGAUAUUGACUUGGAUUUUUUUUCAGUUAAAAAUCCCUUUAAAGAAAUGUAUACCAAGGAGGAAUAUGAAAUUCUCAAGCAGUUAUACAGUUUUACUAAACCUGACUGUGAAGAGACAAGUGAGGAGGACAUAAUCAAUUGCACGGAAGCUCGGACAAGGCAAUUGGAAGAUUUGGAAGCUGCAUUUGCAGAUUUGUGUGAUGAUGACAGUGAAGAGAACGUAAAGAAGUGGGCGGCAGUCCCUGGAAUGAAAAAACUUGGUGACCUUGUGCUUAGCCUAAAGGACAGGAUGGGAACACCUGACUAUGAAAUGGUUCACCAAGCUGGCCUGACUUGUGAUUAUUCCGAGCUGCCGCACCACAUCAGCACGGAGGAAGAGAUUGAUAGCCACAUGUCAUCUGUGAAACGGCUGUUGAAAGCUCUACCCAAGCCGACUCUCAUAACAAUAGCACGGUCCAGCUUGGAUGAAUACUGUCCAUCGGAGCAGGUGGACUCCAUACAAGAGAGGAUGUUGAAGGAGUUGAGCUCUAUCUAUGGCUCUUUAGAUGUCCACCUGGAGUAUUGACUGUGACUCUGUCCAGAAUGAACAGAGCCAGAUUCCUGUUAAGCUGAUGGAGCAGAAUAGUAUUUAAGGAAUAAAUUCUAAUUUAACAACCAU
This is a messenger RNA of Amblyraja radiata (thorny skate), 1560 nucleotides long. It is a transcript of the gene c2h5orf22, whose product is annotated as chromosome 2 C5orf22 homolog. Lineage: Eukaryota; Metazoa; Chordata; Chondrichthyes; Rajiformes; Rajidae. The record is from RefSeq and is a predicted model, not a curated record. The coding region runs from base 97 to 1467 and encodes 456 amino acids. The transcript has 9 exons.